AUUUUUUGUUUUACAGCAAGAAGGAAAAAUCCGGGAAAGGGACAAUGACGCAAAUUGAAUGACUACGAGAGGAUGAGAAGAGCGCUCGAGCGGAAUAGGCAUGGUGCAACCGUGCAACAUGUCGAAGGAAGAAGCGGCUCAGUAAAAUAUUCCGGCCGGUGAAUAAAUCGCCGAUGGCAAGGUCGUGGACUAACGGCCGCCAGUCUGGCGUCGAUGCUGCCAGUUGUAACGCGCUGGACGCGAGGAUGCGUUCGAGUGCAACCGCGGACUUCCCUUUAAAUUCGUGAGCAGUAUGAUGACCUCGUCAUUCUCUCGGAAGGCUAAAAUUGUUCGUGCAGCUGAUGGCGAUUUAGAAAGGCGAAAGGACACUCACAAAUGCCAAAUGCUAUUAUCAGAUAGAACUAAUGUAACUAUUGUGAUAAGACAUUUUUGUCAUUCUAAGAAAUAAAAUGAAAGAAAAAAAUGAAUUAAAGUUUCCGACAAAAGUUUUCCAUUCGUUUUUUGACAUCUUCAAUUGAAGUUAGGUACAAAAAUACAAUUGAAAAUAUACCAUGCUUUCAGGUUAAAAUUUAAUUUAGCAUAAAAAUCAAAUAAAUUAUUUUCGAUCAUGAUAAAAGAAAAUUAUAUAAAAUAUUUGUAAUAUUUGCAUAAUUACACAGUGUGCAUAUUGUGUUUGUAUUUGAAACAAAGGGGUUGUAUUAGAUUAAAUUUCUUUAAUGCGAAAAGAACAAAAAUGUUUUAAGAAUACGAAGUAUUGCACCAGUAAUUUAUUCCAUAAAUUAAUGAUAUUAAUAAUUCAUAUACUAAUAUACAUUUUACUUAUCUUAAUAUUCUCAAAAAUUACAGCAAAUUAUCUUUUAAAAGAUAUACAAGUUUUAAUCGGAUAAAUUGGAAAUGUCAAGACAAUGCCCCAAUCCAAAGUGCAUUGGAAAUAAAAAUAAGAGUUUGACCAGUCAUAAAUACAAGAACAAAGAGAAGGCUCUGAGACCGCCAUCAACGUCACGUCGAAGUUCUUCGGACAAUUCCACCGCGUCGCGAAAUAAAAGGACACCGAAACAUAAAAAGCCGAAGUCAAAGCGUUCCAAAGAUGGCUCGAAAAAUUCGAGGACGUCAUUUAACAUCGAGUCGAGAAAGUGCAAGAAGUAUGUCGGAAGAUCCGCAUUGUUCACCCGUGAAUUUUUGGCAGAGCGUCGCAGUAGCGCAAAUUCGCACGGACAUGCAAAUCUGCGGAGCACGUCUGAGAAGAGGAACAAGAGGCAGAGAAAAAGAUCGCGUCGCCGACAUAAAAAGGCUUCGAAAAGAGAAAGCGCUCGACCGAGGAACAAUAACUGUUUCGCGAGACUUUGUGUCUGUAUGCGAGAUCGCAGUUCGGAUGAGUUAAGAGUUUGCAAAUGCACGUCAUCUCACGGGACUCCUUCGCAUCGCGAGUGCUACUCUGUUAAAGACGGACAAGAAGGGACGAAACGAGUGACACGCAGAAGUACAUUGAAGAAUGAUACACAAGUGGGUAAAAAUACAGCAGGCCCAUCGAACAGCGAGAGAAAACUCGCAUUCAAACGUUCGCACAAAUUAUCGCUAGCAAAACCAAAGUUAGCACAUUUCUUAUAUAAGUUCGUAUUUCUUACUAAGAGAUUACGUUUCGUUAACGACUUCAAUUUUUUUAUUAUCAAAAUUUGCAGUGAAGAACGGAGCAUGAUUACCAGAGGAUUAAAUACUGUUCGCAGAGGAAUCGACAGAUUUAGUGUUUAUGUAAUUAGUUUGGUGACAAAAUAACAUUAAUUAAAUAAUUGGAUGGA
Messenger RNA from Monomorium pharaonis (pharaoh ant), 1796 nucleotides. RefSeq lists its product as uncharacterized. NCBI's taxonomy places the organism in Eukaryota, Metazoa, Arthropoda, Insecta, Hymenoptera, Formicidae. The record is from RefSeq and is a predicted model, not a curated record. The transcript has 4 exons. Bases 895 to 1773 code for a protein of 292 amino acids.